AUGGCAGUUAAUAAAGACCCUUCACUAGCCUAUAAAGAUAUCAAAUUAUAUACAGAUUAUAACUUAGAUUAUUAUGAGAGUCUUUUAGGCAAAGACAUUAGAGAUGUUCCACACUCGACGAGUUCUAAAAUUAUGAAAGAUUCUAAUAAUCUUUUAGAAUCAGUAUUAAAAAAAAAUAUUGCAUCUAAGUCAGACUCUAAUUCAUUGGAUAGUGUAGAUGGUACAGUCAGUUUGAAGAAUGUAAAAAAGAAUUUUCCCUAUUUGCAGUAUAAGCCAUGUGUGUCGUUCGAUACUGUACCUAUCUCGUCUCCAAGUAAAGAUACUUUAAUUGAAAAAGAAUAUCCAAGUUAUGAUUUUCCAGGAGUUCAAAUCCCACCCGAGUUGUAUACUAUGGAUGAAUGGUAUGAUACAGAGAGUGGAUAUGCUGCCAAUGACAACAGUGAAUAUUUUAUUCAUAACAACUAUCUAACCUCUGAUUCGUCAUUCGAUUUCCUUAACAGCGGUAACGAUAAUAAUAACGAUAUUGAUAAUAAUAUUAGUAAUAACAGUAACAACAACAGUAACCCUUCUUCCUCUGCAUAUAGAAAGAGGGCCUCUUCUCCGACAAGAAUUAAGAGUCAUAAUACUCUAAGACAGAUGCAAAAUACCUUCAAACUAUCUAUUGGUGGGAAAAUAGUAAGAGAGGAUUAUCCCAGUAGGCCAACAGUGGAUAACGAUGCAAUGGUUAUCAACAGAGCUUAUGGUCGAUGGAAUGUAUUGUGGAAUAAACGUAGACUUCAAAUUGAUGAUAGAUUAUUGAAUAAAACAGUAUUUUUCAAGUACUCAAAUAUUUUGUUUCCUGAUUUAAACAAGGAUAAGAAAAAAUUGGAUGAUGACCAAGUAAAUUUAUCCAAUGGAAGCGACAAAGAAUGGGAACUUAUGACUAGAAAAGAGAAAAAGCGAUGGUUGAUCAUGAAUGAAGUGGUUGGUUAUCCAACUGGUCCAAAGACUAUUUUAUGUCAUAUUAGUGGUAGAAAGCAUACUUGGGUUGGGUUGGAUUACACUAUAAUGAAAUUAGCUCAGGACACUGAUCAUGUUGUCAUUGUAGCAAAUUUGAAUAAGUUAAGAAAAUGUGCUCAUUCAAAUUAUAGAUAUAUUUCUUCAAAUAGUUUUGACAGAAGACGGAAUCACUGUCAGCAUCGACAUACUGCUACAACUACUGCCUCUACCACUAACCGUAGCCGCCAUCAUAAACGUCAAGCUUCUUAUACUUUGGCAUUGUCUGAUUUGAGCAUUAGAAGUAAAUCUAUUUCUAGGGAUGAAAAUAUCACUACUGUUAGUAGUACUGCUAGUGACGGUGAUGACAAGAUCGGUAUUAAAUUGACUAAGACAAAAUCCAUGGAUCCAGAUUUAGUAUCUUAUAAAAGUUAUAUAAGUGAUAAUGAUAGCAAUUAUGAUGAAGAUGAGGAUGAGGACGACGGAGUAGAUCCACAAUGGGCUUAUGGAUAUGACAGACAAAGUAUUAGUGACAAAUUAAAGGACAUUCUUCUAUAUAUUAGUGUCUUAUUAUCAAAACAUCCAACAUCAAUUAAAGUUACAGUGGAAAUUGUGAUUGGUAAAUCCGUCAACAUCUUAAAUGAAAUGGUUAAUGUUUAUAUGCCUGAUUUAUUUGUGAUGGCAAAGAAAAAGGUUACGUCUGAAAUUCGUUGGCAUUCUGUUCAUUUGACUGAUAAGUUUUUGAAACAUUCCCCUGUUCCCAUAUGUGUGGUAUUUGUUAAACCAAUGUGUCAGUUUGAAAUAGAUUUAGCUAAUCAAUUUUCAAAUGAUUCGAAUACAAUAACAGAAACAGAAACAAUAGUAGAUGUAGAUGAAAGAAAAAAGGACAAACCAGUAUCUAUAAAAGCUAAACACUCUUUGGAACAAUUAGAUAAAUGGAUCAUAAGUUCAAUUGAAAGUGGUAGUAAGAUGGCACGUCCACAAGCACAGCCGAAAAUGAUGAAAUCAAUGAUUGAGAUUGCUCUUGCCAACAAUAAAGCUAAGAGUAGUCAUAGAAAAACACGUAGCAACAGUAGCCAUGAUAUGCUUACGAGAAACACAAAGUUAAGGACUCCAACUGAAUCACCAUUAAGGCGUGAACUAGUGCGUUCUGAUAAGAUUAAUUCAUCUAGUACCCUUGGUGUCCCACUAAGUAAGACAAGGACGAUAUCCACUGCAAAGCCUGUUAAGAAUUGGAGUACUGAUAAGAAUAGUUUAAGAAAGAUUAAAUCCAGCACCCCAGACGAUGUUCCAAGAAGUCAGCACUAUAGUAAUGGAAAUAGUAGUAGUAGUGGGGGUAGUGGUGGUGGUGGUUUCUUUUCUUCGUUAUUUAAAAGACGUUGGUAA
Arxiozyma heterogenica is the source of this 2361-nucleotide messenger RNA. RefSeq lists its product as uncharacterized. The record is from RefSeq and is a predicted model, not a curated record. Lineage: Eukaryota; Fungi; Ascomycota; Saccharomycetes; Saccharomycetales; Saccharomycetaceae. The coding region runs from base 1 to 2361 and encodes 786 amino acids. The transcript has a single exon.